Molecule: messenger RNA, 2120 nt
Organism: Euleptes europaea (tarantolino)
Lineage: Eukaryota; Metazoa; Chordata; Lepidosauria; Squamata; Sphaerodactylidae
Gene: COL9A2
Product: collagen type IX alpha 2 chain
Exons: 32
Coding region: 48-2120 (690 amino acids)
Source: RefSeq, a predicted model, not a curated record
UGCCCCCGCCUCACUUUUCAUCCUAUAACCAGCCCAAAACCCCCACUAUGGCUACAGUUUUGGGUAGCCUGAAAUUCUGCUUUCUCCUCCAAACCAUCUGCUUCUCGUUGGCACAGAUUCAAGGUCCACCAGGAGAACCCGGACCGAGGGGCCCCCCAGGUCCGCCCGGAGUACCAGGAGCUGAUGGCAUUGAUGGUGAAAAAGGCCCCCCGGGUGCAGCAGGAAGCCCAGGCAUCAAAGGAGAACCAGGCCUUCCAGGUCCGGACGGCUCUCCGGGGAAACCUGGCAUUGAUGGCCUGACAGGAGCAAAGGGGGAACCAGGCCCUGCUGGGAGACCUGGCCCCAAAGGCCAGACUGGACUUGUAGGUCCUCCAGGACUCCCAGGUCCCGGGCUGUCUGGAUCUCCCGGACUUCCUGGCCCAGUUGGGCUCCCUGGAGAAAUUGGAGCACUGGGGCCAAAGGGGGAACGUGGACCGGACGGGCCACGAGGGCCUCCGGGGGCCCCUGGGAAACCUGGCCCUGUCGGGCACAUCCAAGGAGUUGAAGGCAGUGCAGACUUCUUGUGUCCAACCAACUGCCCCCCUGGACUUAAGGGCCCCCAAGGAUUGCAGGGCUUGAAGGGUCACAAAGGCCGCCCCGGAGUCCUGGGAGAGCCUGGCAGGCAGGGCAAGCCGGGCCCGAAGGGAAACGUUGGCUUAUCUGGAGAACAGGGAAUACCUGGCCCUCCCGGUCCUCAAGGUCUCCGGGGAUACCCUGGAAUGGCAGGGCCUAAAGGAGAGAUGGGCCCCCGAGGUUAUAAAGGAAUGAUCGGAACCAUUGGAGCAGCAGGACCGCCGGGUGAAGAAGGCCCAAGGGGUCCCCCAGGCCAAGCUGGUGAGAAGGGAGAUCUUGGUGCUCGUGGCAUCAGAGGCCCCCAGGGAGUAAUGGGACCCAAAGGGGGAAAUGGUCUUCCUGGGAUUGAUGGCAAAGACGGCACUCCGGGUAUCCCUGGGUUGAAGGGGAGUGCCGGGCAGCCAGGCCUUCCCGGGCCACCUGGUCACCGAGGAUUAGCCGGUUUGCCAGGCACACCUGGAACCAAAGGUGGCCCAGGACAGAAGGGUGAACCAGGAGGGCGUGGUCUGCCAGGUUCCUCUGGGCUACCUGGGAAAAUGGGUGAGCCUGGACCACGUGGGGAAGUCGGCCCUCAAGGGGUCCCUGGUGUGAAGGGAGAUCGGGGAGAGAGGGGCCCGGUGGGUAUUCCGGGGCCGCAGGGGAAAGUGGGCGCGAAAGGGGAGCAGGGCCCACCGGGAAUCCCAGGCCCACAAGGUCUUCCUGGAGUCAAAGGUGACAAGGGCUUCCCAGGGAAAAUUGGGUCCAAAGGGGACAUUGGAGAUCCUGGUGUCGAAGGCCUGUCUGGGGAGAAGGGGGAGAAGGGUGAAUCCGGAGAGCCAGGACCCAAGGGACAGCAAGGUGUCCGCGGAGAGUCUGGUUUUCCUGGACCUACUGGGGACGCAGGGGCACCUGGUGUCAGAGGGUUCCCUGGACCCCCCGGCCCUCGGGGGCUUGGUGGGGAGCGUGGCGUGCCUGGAAUGCCUGGGCCUCAGGGCGCCCCAGGCAGGGAUACAGGAGAUCAGCACAUUAUCGACGUGGUCCUGAAAAUGUUGCAAGAGCAACUGGCUGAAUUAGCUGUGAGUGCCAAAAGAGCCUCUCUGGGUGGGGCAGGUGUGAUGGGACCUCCUGGACCUCCCGGCCCCCCUGGGUCUCCUGGUCACCAAGGGCCCCAUGGACACACUGGCCCUCGCGGCAUCCCAGGCAUCAUCGGGGGAGUGGGGCAGAUUGGUAACACUGGACCCAAAGGGAAGAGGGGUGAGAAAGGAGAGCAAGGAGAACCCGGGCGUGGACAUCAAGGCAUGCCAGGGCCACCAGGUAUCCCAGGUCUCCCCGGUCACCCUGGCCAAGCCAUCAACGGCAAAGACGGUGAACGAGGUCCUCCGGGCGUCUCAGGAGAACCCGGACGGCCUGGCUUACCGGGGCCUUCUGGACUUCCCGGAUUCUGUGAGGCCGCCGCCUGCUUAGGUGCCUCUGCGUAUGCCUCGGCCCGCUUGACUGAACCAGGCGCCGUCAAAGGACCUUCUUACUAA